Glycine soja is the source of this 2075-nucleotide messenger RNA. Its product is annotated as zinc finger CCCH domain-containing protein 65-like. Lineage: Eukaryota; Viridiplantae; Streptophyta; Magnoliopsida; Fabales; Fabaceae. Gene Ontology annotation, biological process: negative regulation of DNA-templated transcription. Gene Ontology annotation, molecular function: metal ion binding; RNA binding. Bases 1 to 1842 code for a protein of 613 amino acids. The record is from RefSeq and is a predicted model, not a curated record. Gene Ontology annotation, cellular component: nucleus. The transcript has 7 exons.
AUGGAUCAAGAAAACCCGGAAAAGGAGCCUAAGUGCUAUGAAGUUGUUCAUUCUGAUUGUUUGGAUCCCAAGGAUCCUAUAUGCCUGAAGGAUAUACAGGAGGUCCAGGAAAUCAUUGAAGGGGUUGGAGACAAGGAUGUGGAUUUCACUACCAACAAGAUGGUCCUAGAUGAUAUAGAACAUAUGAUGGGAAUGGAGGACAUGUCUACCCAAGCAAAUGGUUUUGAUAAGGAGCAGGAGCUAAUGAAUGAGUUUGAGCAGGUUAUGAAAGGAACUGAGGAUCUUAUUUGUGAUAGUGAAUUCAUCCCCUUGAACUUGGGAUUAGAUAACACACAGUGUGAUGGUGGUGAAGUUGGGUUGAUGGAUUACCAAGCAGAAAUGGAAGAAGGAGAACUCUCUGGAGACUUGGGAAUAGAUGGCAAUUCAUUUGAUGUGGCUUCUGCAAAUGCUUUAAUAUUACAACAGAUGGAAGUAGACGAGGUUCAGGAGCCAGAAAAUGUAACUGGAAACAUGAUAUAUCCUUCUAAGAUUGAGAUUCAAGAAAAGUGGCAAGAAGGGAUUGUAUGCGGAGUUGAAGUAGCAAUUUCUGAAGAAACUAUUGAAUGUCAGAAGGAAGAUAAAACAAAGUUGGAUAAUGCCAGUAAAAAGAAUAAGUGUGGUGGGAACAAAGGAAAAAAGAAGAAAGCAAAUAGAAAGAAGAGAGCAGAAAAGAACAAACAACUCGGUGUCAAGAGAUUGCAGUUAAAGCAUGUACAGAGACCAAAAGUUGUCUCACAUUGUCGCCAUUAUCUCAACGGAAGGUGCCAUGAGGGUGACAAGUGUCAGUUUUCACAUGAUGUAGUGCCUCUAACAAAAUCCAAGCCAUGUACUCACUUUGCUCGUCAGUCUUGCAUGAAAGGGGAUGAUUGCCCAUUUGAUCACCAGCUUUCAAAAUAUCCUUGUACCAAUUUUGUGUCCAAAGGCCCUUGUUAUAGAGGUGAUGCUUGCUUGUUUUCGCACCAGGUAUCAACCAAAGAAGAUAUCCCUACACCUUCAAAUAUGUGCAGACCAGAGUUGUCUCCACUUCUGUCUGGAAAUGCAAAUUCCAGCGCACCACUUAACAACAAUCAUGGCUCUAGUUCUGUCAAGCAGAACCACUUAACGAAUUCUGCAGGAAUUCAUUCUUGCACCAGUGUUGAACAUAAGGUGACAAACACUGUACUUAAACAGCCUACACCACCUAAAGGAAUUAGUUUCAUCAAUCUUGCAAAAUUAUCACCCAGCCUUAGUUCACUGAAACAAGGCACAGUAACAACCAAGGAAAGUCCUGUACAAAUUGGGACCCGUGAAGAUCAAAGUGUGUUUCACAAAACUCAAAACAAGGUGGAUAUUCCUAAGAAAUUGCCAACUGUGACACCUAAGGGAAUAAACUUUCUUUCUUUUGGCAAAGGCUCUGUCUGCAGUUUUAAAAGUGUGAAUAGGGACAAUGGUAUCAAAUUGCCUCAGUUAUUCAAUUUUGGUCUACCCGAGCAGGCAAAAUCCUCUCUAAAUAAAGAUGAUUACAACAAAGCUAGUGACAGAACAAAACAAAAUGCACCGCAGACUGAUAUAUUCUUAACUGAGAUUUUAGGAAAAAAUCAAUCUGUUGCAGAAGAAAUGAAAUCAAAGCUUCCAGAGAAAACCUCCGUAGAUGUUUUUAUGAGGGAUUACAGCCAUAGUAAAUCAGUUCAAGAGGGGAUAAAGUCAUCUGAUAAUUCUCAAAGUUCAAAGGGACAAAAGGCAUUCUUAUCAACUCUAGCAUUUGCAGCUGAACAUGAAUCUGACAUUAAGAUGAAAUACCCUAUUGGUGGUUUGCCGAUAUGAUCAGAGGACAAAGUUUUGUUGAAGUUUCAAAACAAGGCACUUCCCAAUUUGGUAGAUGAUAACCAGACGGUUGUUUAGUUAUGUGUUGUGCUGAAAUCUUUUAGCAAUUUUACUCUGGAACCGUUAUUUUUUUAUUGGAAGUUGGAACAUGAUUAAAUGUAUAUAAUAGCACUCAUUUACAGUUCAUGAAAUAUCAUAGGUAAAGUGUAUAUAAUAGCACUCAUUUAUACUCA